AAAAAAUUGAAAUGGAAAAAUAAAAGCAAGAUAUAAUGUUUAGUAAAAGGAGAAAGAGAAGAAGGGAAUGCGUACGCAUGAGGGAACAACGAAAGAGGGAAAAGAAAAGGGAGCAGUGACGCCGCUGAACCAGAGACCCGACGGAGCUGCGACGCGAAGUGAUCGGAACUGCGACGUGGACGAGCGGAGCUACGGCGUCGAAGGUGUUAUUGUUGCUAGGCACGGGAUCGGAGAUGAAAGUGAAGAUCUUGCAUUUUCCGAAAAGAGUAAAUGGCACGGUAUUGUUUCGUGGACUUGGGAUGCUCAAGAUGAAACGUGUGGGAUCUGUAGAAUGGCCUUUGAUGGAUGUUGUCCAGACUGUAAACUUCCAGGGGAUGACUGUCCUCUGAGCAGUGGUCAUAUUGUGAGGGCUGAAGGAAGUCUCAGAAAAUUUUUAGUUGUAAUAUCACUUCUUGGGCCUUGUUUAACUAAUCAUCAACAUUGUGUAAAUGAAUCAAUGAAGCUUCCAAGCUUUGCAUAUAAGUUUGUAGGAUUAUGGAAAAAGGGUCCUUUUAUUUGGUUUCGUUUUCUCUCCACACAUAGUACACUGAAUCACUCUGUCCAAAUUUUGUUAAUUUUCUAAUUAUCUCUAAAAUUACAUCGUUUGUAGUUCUAAUUUAUAAUGAAAAUGUAUUUAAAAUGCAAACUUCUCUUGUUUGAAUGUGUUGAACUCCUGCAAAGGAAUUGUUGCUCAUGUGGAUGACUUUGACAUUUAUGCAAAAUUUAUAUACUCUAGCAAUGUAUGUUACAUUCUUUCCAACACAAAUUCACUCAACUGUAGUGUGAGUAUGUUACUGUUACUUUUUGGUUUAUGCCGAAGCAGUUUCGCAUGAUCGAGAAGCUUUUAAGACAUCAGUAAGAUAAAAAUAUUUUAUUUUGGGCUAUAAAUUCGUGCUUAACUCUCCUUGAAAAACUGUUUGUUUAAUGUAUGGAUGAUAUCUUUUUCUUGGUAUCAGGAUUUGCUUAUCAAAUUGUAGUGCUAUGUAAGUCUUUAUAACG
This is a messenger RNA of Vigna unguiculata (cowpea), 1038 nucleotides long. RefSeq names its product anaphase-promoting complex subunit 11-like. The record is from RefSeq and is a predicted model, not a curated record. Gene Ontology annotation, molecular function: zinc ion binding; cullin family protein binding; ubiquitin protein ligase activity. Lineage: Eukaryota; Viridiplantae; Streptophyta; Magnoliopsida; Fabales; Fabaceae. Gene Ontology annotation, biological process: anaphase-promoting complex-dependent catabolic process. Gene Ontology annotation, cellular component: anaphase-promoting complex.